Megalobrama amblycephala (Wuchang bream) is the source of this 2445-nucleotide messenger RNA. It is a transcript of the gene mob2b, whose product is annotated as MOB kinase activator 2b. Gene Ontology annotation, molecular function: protein kinase activator activity. Gene Ontology annotation, biological process: signal transduction; positive regulation of protein phosphorylation. Gene Ontology annotation, cellular component: cytoplasm; nucleus. NCBI's taxonomy places the organism in Eukaryota, Metazoa, Chordata, Actinopteri, Cypriniformes, Xenocyprididae. The transcript has 5 exons. The record is from RefSeq and is a predicted model, not a curated record. The coding region runs from base 533 to 1228 and encodes 231 amino acids.
UUUUUUUGUUUGUUUCAAACCGAGAUCACCAUUCUGAAUGACAACUAAACGAAAUAACAUUUAGAGGUUCUGACAAAAUAUUAAGUGCUGUGGUCUAUUUUAAAAUUUUAAAUAUAUUUGAAUUAAUUAUUUAAAAAACUGUUUGGAUGCAUGAUGAAAUGACACGCUCUUGUUUUGUUACUGGAUGAAUCAGAGUAUUUGAAAGAAUCUGUUUAAUGACGUUUCAACGUCAAAUAAAUUUAACACUCACUUGUCGCCACCUGGUGGUGAAACAAUGUAAUCGAUAAAUGCGUCAUUUCCAGUGUGUUCAACUUUCUUUCAAAAGCUUUUAUCUGAACUAUAAACUUUUAUCUCAGUUCUUCUGUGAUAAGCUGAAUAUCUGCACCACAGAAAUAAAGAUAGUGUGUGAUUGAAAGCACUGUUUGUGCAGCUGUUAAUACCGACAUGACAACUGCUCUCUCGAGACGAACUUUGAAAUAGAUCAACUGUAAGACGUUAGGAAACCAUGAAACUGCCACACUGACGAGCUGACAUGUCCCUUUUUACUAACGAGCUCCUCGUCGACAGCAUUGUUGGGAAGGGCAAAGGGAAGCCCAACGGAAAGAAGCCGACCCCCGAGGAGAAGAAGCUUUACCUGGAACCAGAAUACACCAAAGUAAGAGUCGUGGAUUUUGAACUCAAGGAGCUGGUGGUGUUGCCGAGGGAGAUCGACCUGAACGAAUGGCUCGCUAGCAACACCACGACGUUCUUCAAUCUCAUCAACCUCCAGUACAGCACGAUCUCUGAGUUCUGCACGGGAGACACGUGUCCGGCCAUGACCGCCUGCAAUACGACAUACUACUGGUAUGAUGAAAAAGGGAAGAAGACGAAAUGCACAGCGCCGCAGUAUGUGGACUUCGUCAUGAGUUCUGUUCAGAAGCUGGUGACGGAUGAGGACAUCUUUCCCACUAAAUAUGGUAAAGAGUUCCCCAACACCUUCGACACACUGGUGAAGAAAAUCUGCAGGUAUCUCUUCCACGUUCUGGCGCACAUCUACUGGUCCCACUACAAGGAGACGGUGGCCAUGGACCUGCACGGACACCUAAACACACUGUACACGCAUUUCAUAGUCUUUAUAAGGGAAUUCAAUCUGAUGGACCCCAAGGAGACGUCCAUAAUGGACGACCUGACGGAGGCCCUCUGCACGCCUCUGCCCCCUCAGCCACAGAACCACGUGACCGAGAGAUGAGGCCGGCGCCCGCGCUCUCGCCGCACCUGCCAAGCCGGGGUUCAGAAGGUCUACGGCGCUCACAGAGCCGCUGGGACUCACAGACCUUCACCCUUCCAGAACAUUGUUCUCUUUAGGACCCAGUAAGGAGCGCUCAGCCGGGCCGAAUGACCUCAGAGGCGGCCCGUCUAACCCUUUAACCAAGAACAACCUGAUGCUUCUUUAGUUUCCUUCCCGUUUUUCGCUUCCUUUCGCAUCUUCCCUCGCCCCUUCGAUGCAUAUGAGCAGCACUUUUCCCCUCUCUUGGUUUAGUAAGGGUGUUGGCCUGGUCCUCGUGUACGGUAUAAAGGUUUCUUUCUCGUUUUUUAUAGGGUAAAAGGGGAGUGUGUGUGUUUGUGCGUGUGCGUGUGCGUGUGCGCGUGUGCGUGUGCGUGUGCGUGUGCGUGUGCGUGUGUGUGUGCGUGUGUGUGUGUGUGUGUGUGUGUGUGUUCAAGGCUUUUGCACUCAGGAACUGAGAGAGCUGUCAAUGCUACCUGCUCAACCAUAAGCCUCUCGGUGUCACUUUACUCAUCAUAUAGCAGUCCCAUCAUCCCAAACGGUCCUCUACUUAAACGGGAUAGACUUCUGUUGCAUAUUAGCAUGUUAACCACUGUAGAGGAGACCCUCUGAAUGAAUUCGACGGGCACGUUUGGCUCCAGGGCCUGGGUUCACGCGUUCUCUCUCGAGUGACAAAGACAUUCGCGUUGUCUGCUGUUGAAUCCAAACGCCUGCUCUUCAGGCUCUGGAAGCGUCCCGACGUUUGGAGCGUCUCGGGUGCAGUGGGACGCAGGGAGGCUUGUAAUCAUGUCUAGCCUCAUUCUGAAAAGACGAUUUGUGAAUGGAAAAGAAUGUACACUUAGUGUCUACGUAUCGAUCGCAAAGAUUAUUAUUAUCUUAGAGUGACUGAGCGAGCGAGAAAAAGAGCGGCAGAUGUUUUAGUUCUCCCUUCGUCGCUGUUAAGAGAGCUGUGUUUCGAUUGACCUCUUCGUGAGAAGAUCGGACCCUUUUUUUUUUUUUCUUUUAUUUAAUUUAUUUCUUUGUUUUCUGUUUCUUUUCGUUUUGGUUUUAGUUGACAUUUUUUCAGGGCUCCUCAGUUCUGGCUUUUGUUUUAUGUAUUUUAAUAAUACUUUAAGUUAAAAGCGAUUUAAUAUUUUAAGCUCUGCAAAUUAUAACCUAAUAAAAUAUUUAAAAGUCACAAA